GCCAACCCUCGGAAAAAAUAAAUAAUAAACAGCACAAAAAUCAUCAAUCAUGAAUCCAGCGUGUAGCUUUGUGUGCAGCGUGGGCGUACGAGAGCGUUUGAAUUAUUAAGAAAGAAACACGACAUACCAUUAAGUCACAGGACAUACAAGUUUUUUACGACAGGUCAACCCCAUAGUUUGAGAUGGCCGACGCACUCGCAGAAUUGAAUUCAUUUUUAGGACCAGAUGUCAGGCCUGACCUGAAGGAUCUGGCACUACAACACAUAUUAGGUAUCAGUGGAUGUGAUGAGGGCAGGAAGUUGUUUUUGGAGUCACGUGAUAUUGUUGGCGCCCUUCUGGAGGCGUGCAAGCAUUGGAAAACACCAUCGUUAGCACGGGAUGCUGCUCUGGCUCUCAUAAAUCUGACCGCCUCGCCUUUGUUAAAUGCCAUAAUAAUUGAAAAGGGUGGCAUCCUAACUCUCGUAGACGCUGGUCUUGAUCCUGAGAGCCCAGUUGCAGACCCUGCUCUAAUGGCACUUUGCAACAUUACAAGAGACAAAGAGGCCGCAGAUGUUGCUUGGUCUUUGCUGAAGGUGAGGUUGAAUGAAAUCCUUAAAGCACUAUCCAACCUGCAACACAACAAGAAGGCGCAGAACCUUCAUUACCUGGCGCCUCUGAUCUCUAACUUAUCACAAGUGGCUGACGCCCGGAAACAGUUGUUGGAGCUUCCUGCAGUGAACACACUUGUUGCAUUUACAAGAUUCGAGUCCUCAGGAGUGCGCCGUGGAGGUGUCGUGUCAACCCUGAGGAAUUUGUGCUUCGAAGAUGAAGUUCUAGAAUUGGCAUCAGACUUUCUUCCUCCAAUCCUUCUGCCAUUGGCUGCUCCAGACACAGGCUACACUGAUGAAGAGACUGACCAAUUGCCCAUAGACCUCCAGUUCCUUCCACCUGAACACAAAAGGGAGCCAGAUCCAGAUCUUCGACGACUCUUGUUGGAAUCUUUGUGCCAGCUUGCUGCUUCCAAACGAGGACGAGAAGUCUUGAGAGAAAAUGGGACUUACUUAGUACUUCGGGAACUGCACAGAUGGGAAGAAGACAAAGAGGCUCUGCUUGCUUGUCAAAAUCUUGCUGAAUUGUUAAUAAAAAAGGAGGAAGAAAUUGGAGUCGACGAUUUGCGAAAAUUAGAUGUUCCUCAAGACCUUGUAUCAUCCUUUGAUGCCAUGGACAAAGAUUUUAUCAAUUCUUAGUAUUAAUUGACAUUUUAAGUAUUUUGACAAUAAAAAUUUAAAAAUA
Molecule: messenger RNA, 1272 nt
Organism: Cloeon dipterum
Lineage: Eukaryota; Metazoa; Arthropoda; Insecta; Ephemeroptera; Baetidae
Product: protein HGH1 homolog
Exons: 5
Coding region: 183-1226 (347 amino acids)
Source: RefSeq, a predicted model, not a curated record